Molecule: messenger RNA, 1133 nt
Organism: Saitoella complicata NRRL Y-17804
Lineage: Eukaryota; Fungi; Ascomycota; Saitoellomycetes; Saitoellales; Saitoellaceae
Exons: 1
Coding region: 81-1040 (319 amino acids)
Molecular function (GO): nickel cation binding
Source: RefSeq, a predicted model, not a curated record
CAGCAGCGCACCCAAAGAGACCGCAAUAAUUCCAACUGCAAUUACUAUCGAUCCGCCUGCUCGUUGAAGAUAAGAAAAAAAUGACACCGACUUUGGUCUCCUCACAAACCGGCGCGGCACAAUUCCUCACCGUUCCCGGUCGAGGCACCGUCGGCAGAAUACACACCCUCUCCUCCCAAUACCCUGUCAAACUGAUGUCGCCAUCUCCACUACCAUCUGCCAAAUCACUCGUUAUUCAUGUUCUUUCGUACGGCGGUGGCUUGGUUCAAGGGGAUAAUGUCACAGUGCGCGGAACUGUCUCGACAUCUUCCACCGUUGUCCUCACAACCCAAGGAUUCACGAAAGUCUUCGUCGGUGGCCGUGGGUCAAAACAGAGCCUCGAAAUCAAAGUCGGGAAGGGCGGAAUAUGUGCUUUACUACCUGAUCCGGUACAGUGUUUCCGGGGGAGUUGCUACGUUCAGGAUCAGGUCUUCGAGGUAGAGGUCGGAGGGAGUUUGUGCGUGUUGGAUUGGGUAUGUGAUGGGCGAACGGGAGAGAGUUGGGAGUUUGAGAGGUUUUUGUCGAGGAAUGAGGUUUGGGAGGUGCAGCCAGAGCCAGCCAGCAAUGGGGAUGGCACGACAAACGGAGAUGCGACCACAAACGGAGAUGCGACCACAAACGGAGAGUCAGACGAGAAAGCGAAAGGAUCCCGAAGACGACUAGUGAUCAAAGACAACGUCCGCCUCGACGGAUCAGUCCAACAACGGAUGCUAUCACCUCACUCCCCUCACCGGAUGUAUACAACCCUCGCAACCCUCAUCCUCCAAGGUCCCGCCUUCGACGCACUUUCCUCCUCCCUCCUCACCCGCUUCCGAAACGAAAAGGUCAAUGUGCAGGAAACAAGUUUAUGGACAGUUGCGAAGACUACGAGGGGGGCUACGGUUGUGAAAGUUGCAGCAGAGGGAGGGGUGGAGGAGUGUAGGAGGGUUAUUUGGGGGUUGGUUGGAGAGGGCUUGGAAGAGUUGGUGGGGAGGGAGGGGGUUCGGGCGUUGGUUGAGUAGACGAAAGAACGAAGAAGGGAAAUGGAUAUACCUGGUAUACACCAUAUUGAGCAUAUAGGAUCUUGAAUUUGCAAUGGACGAUUUUCACCCUCG